This is a messenger RNA of Cuscuta campestris, 1324 nucleotides long. The record is from the annotation of a GenBank genome assembly. Lineage: Eukaryota; Viridiplantae; Streptophyta; Magnoliopsida; Solanales; Convolvulaceae.
CAGGUUCACGGAGAAUUUCUCAAGCGAUUCUUUCUGCCUUCCAAAACAGCAAAGAUCAGGCGGAUGAUACAAAAUUUCAAGCAAAAUCCAAACGAGCCCCUUUACGAGGCUUGGGAGAGAUUCAAAGAUCUUCAAAGGCAAUGCCCACAUCACAAUAUCCAAAGUUGGCACUUAAUGACGGUUUUCUAUGAAGGCCUAAAUGAAAACUCACAGAUAUUGUUGGAUGCCUCGGCGGGCAGAUCAUUCAUGAACCUUGAACUUGACGACGCUGAAGAACUCAUAGAGCGGAUCUCAACAAACGGAUCCACCUGGUACUUUGACCGUCCAUCCGCUCAACCAAAAAUUGGAGGCAUGUAUGAAGUUGAUCAAAUGUCGACCAUGGCUGCCAAGGUCGAUAGCAUGAUGAUCAUGGUCCAAAAGAUUGCUCAAGUCUCUGCUGUGCAAAACACUACGCCAGCACCGCCUCCUGUUCCUGUUCUCAUGUGUGUAUCCUUUGGUGGACAACAUGACCAAUCUUCAUGUCCAUGGGAUGCAAUGGAGCAAGUUGAUAAUGUCAAUUACUACCGGCCGCAGCAACAACAAAAUCCAUUUGGUGGAUUUAAUUCUCAAAAUAGAAAUCAUCAUGGUUUCUCUUGGAGCAAUCCCAAUGGAGCUGCCAAUCCACAAGCUUAUCGGAGUUCACCACCCGGCUUUCAAAAUCAACAGCAACAACAAUUUAGAGGUGGCCAAGGUUUUGCUAACAAUCUACAAUUUAAGCAAAACCAAAGCUUCCCCUAUGUUCCCAAUCAACAAAAGCCGAUCCUGCCAACUCCUGAAACACCAUCGGCUCCAGGCUUGGAGAACAUUGUUGAUCAGCUUCUAAAAUCUCAAUUAGCUCAAGCUGAAACCUUGAAGAAGAUUUCUGAAGAGCUUACUCAACUUCGAGCUCACAAUACGAUGCUUGAAAAUCAAAUCUCUAGUCAAGCAUCAACAUCAUCAACAAAGGUGACUGGGAAAUUGCCAGCUUGUCUCGAGAAUCCAAGAGAGCAAAUGAAUGUUAUCACUACUCGGAGUGGGAAACAACUUCAAUCUCCAUCUCUUCCGAGUAGUGAUCCUGAAGAAGAAAGAGGAGAGGAUUCCAAAGAAGAAGCUUAGAACAAAGUCAAAGGAGAUGCUGCUGAAAUGCUGCCGGAGUCAAUCCAGAUCAAAGAAGGAAAGAAAAAGGAAGAAGAAGGUUUGGUAAGGAAAUAUGCUCCACCAAUUCCUUUUCCAAACCGACUCAAGAAAUCACAUAUUGAGGAACGAAGAACCAAGUUCUUGAACCGAAUCAAGCAAUUGGAUAUCU